Molecule: messenger RNA, 1155 nt
Organism: Penicillium maclennaniae
Lineage: Eukaryota; Fungi; Ascomycota; Eurotiomycetes; Eurotiales; Aspergillaceae
Product: DNA-directed RNA polymerase I subunit RPA43
Exons: 1
Coding region: 1-1155 (384 amino acids)
Biological process (GO): DNA-templated transcription initiation
Cellular component (GO): RNA polymerase I complex
Source: RefSeq, a predicted model, not a curated record
AUGGCCGUCGACGCAAUGGAUAUUGAUACAUCACCCCGGACAAUAGACGAGCGCAAACGCAAGUCUAAGAUCAAGGACGCCUCACCAACGAAAAAGCGCAAGGCCGAGAAGAGCAAGAAAGAUGAAUCCACGACGGCCUCAACCUCGAACUUCGAGUCCCCAUUCUCUCUCACUACAGCUACAUUGUACCUUCCGCUUUCGCCCAUCUCCAUCUCGGCCUCCCAUGCGCAGAAUUCACUCGUGGCAGAGCACCUCUCGCCGCUGCUCUUGACCUACUACCCACCAUUGAAAGGUAUCGUCAUGGCUUUCUCCCAGGUCUCUAUCGCCAGUCAUCCACCAUCAUCCAAGCCGCGCCACUCAGGCGACCCGAACCCAAAGCCUUUGACGCUCGCCAAAACCGCCGAUGAAUACGGCGUGCUCUACGUCUAUCUGACAGCAACCUUCCUCGUCUUCCGUCCCCGACGAGGCCAGAUCCUCGACGGCUGGGUGAAUGUUCAGUCGGAGGGAUUCCUUGGCGCCGUCGUCUUCAAUUUGUUCUCCGUGGGCAUUGAACGCAAACGCCUCCCGACAAACUGGCGCUGGGUUCCGCCGGGCGAAGACGGCGAAGUACCCGAAUCUGCUGGGAACGGAAACAUGACCACAGAUGAUGAGUCUGGCACUCAGCGCGCACCACCAGGCUUUGACGCCGCCAAGGAACAAUUCCAGCCCGCCCCACUGGCUGCCGACGAGCUGGAUAUUGACGGCGCAGACGAGGACGAGGAGGCUGCAGGUCACUUCCAGUCUGUAUCUGGGCACAAGGUGCGCGGAAAUGUGAAAUUCCGUGUUGUGGAUAUUGAUGUCAUUCCUGGCUCGGAACGGGAGCGCGGGUUCAUCAGUAUCGAGGGGACGAUGCUCACCCCGGAGGAAGAGGAGAACUUGGUGCAGGCCGAGAACAAGGGCCAGUCAUUGCCUCCUUCGUUCCUAAACACUCCCGUUACAAAAACUACUCGGGUGAUCCCCAUUUCGAAAGAGCCGAGUGCGGCGAACUUUUCAAAGGCGGAGCUCGAGCCAGAGGUGACAGCCAAGAAGGAGAAGAAAGAGAAGAAGGAGAAAAAGGAGAAAAAGGAAAAGAAAGAGACAAAGGAAAAGAAGUCCAAGUCCAAGAAGGAGAAAUAG